CCUCUUCGCCUUGCACUGGCUCAUCUCAUCCAACUUUAAUCAAAACCCUUGAUCCAUCAUGUCUCAAUUCCCCUCGCUCAAGCCCGCCUUCACAAUCAAGGUCACCAUCGAUGCCCCCUUGGCUGUCGGAAGCCUUUCGCGGUCCAACCCGUUGCAGGUGAUUCCGAUGACCGGCGGGUCCUUCAAAAGCGAUUCGAACUUCUCUCCCUCCGUCGAUUCCGAGUUCGUGGGUGUCGGAAAUGAUUACAUCCAUGCGGAUGCGGAUGGGAAACAUCUGCGGUUGAAUGCGCACAGCGUUAUCAAGACCCAUGACGGCGCCCUCAUCUACGUGAACUACACGGGUAUCGUCACCUUGUCUGCAGCUGUACAGGCUGUUUUCUCAGGCUCCGCAGACGAGGGAUCCACGCCUUUUGGCGAUGCUUUUACCCAUUUUACAUUCGAGACUGGCGACGCACGCUACAAGCAGCUCGAGCACGGCGUCUUCGUCGCGCAGGGCCGCUUCAACGUCCACAAGGACAAAUCGAUUGUCGUCGAGUACCGAGUCAGUCAGGUUGUUCAUGCGUAACGAACUAACACUGUACUUUCACUCGUUUACUAGCAAUGACUGGUUGCUAUUUAAUCAUGAUGAGAAUGAAGCCAUGAUGAAUUGAAUGAAUUAUUAUAUCUCAUGUUCAUGACCACACCAUGGC
Messenger RNA from Aspergillus steynii IBT 23096, 689 nucleotides. RefSeq names its product DUF3237 domain-containing protein. NCBI's taxonomy places the organism in Eukaryota, Fungi, Ascomycota, Eurotiomycetes, Eurotiales, Aspergillaceae. The coding region runs from base 59 to 565 and encodes 168 amino acids. The transcript is spliced from 8 exons. The record is from RefSeq and is a predicted model, not a curated record.